Molecule: messenger RNA, 717 nt
Organism: Gloeophyllum trabeum ATCC 11539
Lineage: Eukaryota; Fungi; Basidiomycota; Agaricomycetes; Gloeophyllales; Gloeophyllaceae
Product: adenylate kinase
Exons: 5
Biological process (GO): nucleobase-containing compound metabolic process
Cellular component (GO): mitochondrion; cytoplasm
Molecular function (GO): AMP kinase activity; ATP binding
Source: RefSeq, a predicted model, not a curated record
GACCAUGGGGACGGCAAGUUCUUGCGGAUGUUGAUGUUCGGGAAGCCCGGCGCAGGGAAAGGGACGCUGUCUGGACGAUUGGUCAAGAAGUACGAUAUCACGUCCUUGUCUGCAGGGGAUCUAUUGCGCCAGCAGAUUGCAGAAAGGACCGAAGUCGGGAGGACGGCUGAGAGCAUCGUCGCGAGCGGGGGCCUCGUCUCGGAUGAUAUCAUGCUGAAGAUUGUCUCGUCCAAAUUAGAUCAACUCCGUAAUAAACACUGGAUAUUAGAUGGGUUCCCCAGAACUCUUCCCCAGGGAGAAAUGCUGGAUGAGGCGUUGCAUACCCGAGGGACCCCUCUUACCUUGAUCGUCAACCUCGAUGUGCCCGACGAGGUUAUCCUCAGUCGGAUUUCGGAUCGAUGGAUCCACCUGCCGUCCGGGCGUGUGUACAACAUGUCUUAUAACCGACCGAAGGUCGAAGGUUUUGACGACGUCACUGGUGAACCUCUCACCAAACGACCUGACGAUAAUCCCGAAAUUUUUGCCCGUCGCCUGAAGCAAUUCUACGAAUCAACGUCCCCAUUACUAGCGUACUUUGCGUCUAAACCGUCCAGCGCAACAAAACUCGUCACUCUGCGAGGGGAGACGUCCGACGAAAUCUGGCCGCAGCUGGAGAGCGUCGUCACCGGUACGUUCCCUUCUCUGAGGGAGCGCGUCGAGCCCAAGGAGGAGAGGCGG